This is a messenger RNA of Procambarus clarkii (red swamp crayfish), 2997 nucleotides long. RefSeq lists its product as uncharacterized. The record is from RefSeq and is a predicted model, not a curated record. NCBI's taxonomy places the organism in Eukaryota, Metazoa, Arthropoda, Malacostraca, Decapoda, Cambaridae.
AUCACAGCCCUGUGGCAAUGGCCGUCGGGUCCUGUACGACUCUCUCUGACGAGCGAGUUGACGUUCUAAGGGAAGGGUGAACGUGUGUUGAACUUUUAUGUGCAUCUUUACUCGCUCUUUUUGGUAUAUUCGCAAAUUAAUAUGUAGCAUACAGCAUCCGAGGACUGUACAGCAAGAUAUUCUCCCAAGGACAGGAGAUGGUGUUGGAGCAGAAGGAUGAUGGACGCAGCCUCCACCCCCGCCCCGCCCUCCCCCCCACCCUCGCCGACACCCUCCUCGUCAGAUGAUGCUCCGCACAUCUCACACACGCCAUCCGCAGCCUCCCUAGUCUCAUCCUCGCCCGCACCCUCCACCUCCUCUCGGUGUAAGUCUUCGUCAGCGUCGUGUCCUGGAGCCUGCCCCUCCUAUGAACCCGCCUCAUCAACCAGCAACCCACCACAGGCGGGUGAAUCAACAGCUGGGUGCAGCAGCUGCGAGGUCACUUCCGCCUCACUACAAGACACUGUCUCCUCCAGACACAGAGUCGAGUCCCAGAUUACGCUCGACCCUCCAUCUUCCUCACUCCACUUCUCGCCUGAGGUCUCCAGCUCUAACUUAGGGUUGGAUGAGACUUACCUCGGCGAUGUGGCUCACUCCUGCACGCCAGGAGCCAGCGGCUCCGCCUCGCCGCGGGCUCCUGACUCCUCUGAAGCGGCCAGCGGCUCCCACUUCCGCUCCUCGUGGCAACCCCGAAGUUCUUGCCCUAAUCUAGCCGUGGCGUCUUCCAGCGGCUGGCCGCAGGAGUGCCUGAGACCCACCAGCGAGAGCCUGGUCUCCCGCUCCACCUGGCUGACCUCGCCCGGCGCAGGCACGCCCUCCUCAUGGCACUCCGGGGCAUACUGGGGCACUCUGGAGGCCUCCGACGUCAGCUCCACGGAGCCUCCUGACUCCACCAAGUCCAACAUGGGGGCGUGUCAGGCGGGGUGGCAGCGGGACUACCCCGGCGCGGUGUCGCACGAACUUACCUCAUCAACAGCUGUGUCACGUGACACCGUCAAUUCCACAGUGGAGGAAGGCGCGGCGUCGUCGUCGUGGUGCCAGGAGGAGGAGGAGGGUGCCACGGGUGCAGCUGCCGCCUGGGAGUGUGACUCUCUCAGCUGUGAAGUAGGAGCCACCUCCUCCCUCACUCCCUGGCCUUCCUCCUCCUGCCACAUACCUCCACCCAACUCUCCUGUCAACUCCACCUCUCAGUGUCCGGCAGAAAGCAGCUUACAGCUUCCAACAUGGAGGAGUCGGGCAUCAUCAGCGCCAUUAAGUUUAACUCGUGUAAUGCCCACGGCGCCUCCCCCGAGGCCUCCGACGCCCCCGCGCCAGCACACGCCCCCAGCCAGCCGUCACCGAGCCUCUAUCCCACCCCCAGCGGCCGUCAGGCGCUCGGCGUCACCCCCAGCACGAAGCCACGGUCGUGGGCAGUCUCCGCCAGCCAGCAGACGCUCCGUGUCUCCUCCACAGCAGCAUCAGAGCCAACACCAGGCGCUGCCCGUCCGCAGGUCGGCGUCACCGCCCCUCCGUCAUCACGCCGCCCAGCACCCUAGACGCUCCGUGUCGCCCGUGUCGUUCCAGGGAACACUUGGCCACCCGCUCUCUCCCACAGUCAGGCGAAGACCCAGACACAGGUCAGCCAGGACCCCAAGCCCUCGCCCGCCGCGCCCCCCUAACUCCACCCCGGAGCCUGGCCCCUCACCAUCCCAGCAGCAGCAGUCGCCUCGCCCUCACUACACCAAGAUGAGGGGACGAUGAGGAAGGGUCCACGCGGUGUCAAGGGGGCGGUGAGUCUAAGAGUCCAGUAAGCCAUAUUGUGCCAAGAUGAGAGAGAACCUUGGUGCACACGGAGCCAAGAGGUGGGGUCAUAGGCCACUGCAACGUGUCCAUGGCAGGGAACUGGCAUGGGUCACGUUGUCAUUGAUCCAUUGUCAUGAAAGAUUGAUUCCAAUAUCCUAGGGCCUGCAGCCUCCCUGUCCCAGGACAUGCCACUCUGGUGGGACUAACAGUAAGUGUGGAGGCAGGUGGAGAUGGUAUACAGUGAAGCUGUAUACCAUGUUCCACUUGUGGCUUGGUUUACUAUGGUUUACUGUGACUUAUUGGGCAAAAAGGAAGAUGGAAGAGAGAAGGGUGACCUCGGGUCACAACCAGGGUUCUCCACGUUCCGUACCUGGGGUCACCACGGGGUACCUGGGGUCACCACGGGGUACCUGGGGUCACCACGGGGUACCUGGGGUCACCACGGGGUACCUGGGGUCACCACGGGGUACCUGGGGUCACCACGGGGUACCUGGGGUCACCUCGGGGUACCUGGGGUCACCACGGGGUACCUGGGGUCACCUCGGGGUACCUGGGGUCACCACGGGGUACCUGGGGUCACCACGGGGUACCUGGGGUCACCACGGGGUACCUGGGGUCACCACGGGGAUACACUGUCUGGGGUCACCGCCUUGGGUCACCACUUGGGGUCGCCAGUGGGGUCACCACCACGCGGGCAUCAAUACAUAUCAUUGCGUCAUAUAUCAGAGCCCUUAUAUCAUGCAUAUAUUUUAUACUCAUGACAUCUGACUUGGUGUCAGGUAACGUCAGACACCAACCAAUACUUGGUGUCAGGUAACGCCAGACACCAACCAAUACUUGGUGUCAGGUAACGCCAGACACCAACCAAUACUUGGUGUCAGGUAACGCCAGACACCAACCAAUACUUGGUGUCUGGUAACGCCAGACACCAACCAAUACUUGGUGUCAGGUAACGUCAGACACCAACCAAUACUUGGUGUCAGGUAACGCCAGACACCAACCAAUACUUGGUGUCAGGUAACGCCAGACACCAACCAAUACUUGGUGUCAGGUAACGCCAGACACCAACCAAUACUUGGUGUCAGGUAACGCCAGGCACCAACCAAUACUUGGUGUCAGGUAACGCCAGGCACCAACCAAUACUUGGUGUCUGGUAACGCCAGACACCAACCAAUA